Mizuhopecten yessoensis (Yesso scallop) is the source of this 2892-nucleotide messenger RNA. RefSeq names its product heat shock 70 kDa protein 12A-like. The transcript has 6 exons. NCBI's taxonomy places the organism in Eukaryota, Metazoa, Mollusca, Bivalvia, Pectinida, Pectinidae. The coding region runs from base 108 to 1961 and encodes 617 amino acids. The record is from RefSeq and is a predicted model, not a curated record.
UUCAGGGUGCAUGAAGCUCUGGCCUACCAUGUUACUAUAAAUCUACCAGGAUCAGCUCUAAUAGACCAAAAUAUUACCUGAUAAUACACAAGUCUAAGCAGGGAGAAAUGGCGAGCAAGAAGACAUUACCUAAACUAAAGACGGAUCCGAAGAUUAAAUACAAACCACCCGGGUGCAUAGACGCGACACGGCUUGGCAUCCAGAAGAAACAUAUGAAAGAUACACCAUAUAUCCUGGUAGCUGCUAUCGACUUUGGAACAACUUUCUCUGGUUACGCCUUUUCGACACAGUACGAGUAUAAACGGUCACCGUUAAAGGUGUCAAACAUGAAUUGGACUGCAGCAUCAGGCAACCUUUUGUCUUUGAAGACUUCCACGUGCAUUUUGUUCAAACCAGAUGGCAGUUUCCAUUCUUUUGGAUUCGAUGCAGAAGAUAAGUACGCUGACCUGCUCGACCAACAGAAACAUCAGUCCUGGUACUUUUUUCGACGAUUCAAAAUGAGCCUAUACGAACAGGAUAUUACAAGGACAAUGAAGAUAAGCGAUCAGAAUGGAAGGGAUAUGCUGGCAAUGAAUGUGUUUUCAAGCUCGAUCCGAUUUCUGAAGGAGCAUUUACUGGCAAAAUGCCAGGAGAGAGGCACAGAGGUCCUGAUGUCAGACAUACGAUGGGUUCUGACUAUGCCGGCUAUCUGGAGCGACAAGGCAAAGCAGUUCAUGAGAGAGUGUGCUGAAAAGGCUGGGAUACCAGGUCCACAACUGGUAAUGUCGCUUGAGGCUGAAGCUGCCGCUCUCUACUGCAAAUACCUCCCAGUCAGUGAUAUGACUGUCGGCAAAGCUGGCAACAUCUCUAUCUUCAAACCGGGGGCCAAAUACAUGGUGCUGGAUGUCGGUGGAGGAACUGUCGAUAUCACGGUCCAUCAGGUUGAGGACGGGCUGCAGCUGAAGGAAAUCCACAUGGCAAAUGGUGGAGAUUGGGGAGGAACAAUGGUAGACACAGAAUUUGAAAAGUUGCUGGUCAACCUUUUGGGACAUGAUGUUUUUGAGAAAUUCAAACGUGAGAAUGUUUCAGAUCUAUUGGAACUUCAAAGAAGUUUUGAAACCAAAAAGAGAUGCAUACAUUCUUCUUCUGACUCGAAGAUAACCUUCACACUCCCAUGCAGUUUGCUUGAUAUCUUUGAAGAGAUAAAUCCAGGAAAAUCCGUAGAAGACAGAGUGGCAACCAGUAAAGAUUAUGCAAAUAAUCUGACCUGGAAAAGUGACAAGCUGCGCAUUAAAUCAGAUAUUGCUAAAACUUUGUUUGAACCGUCUGUCCGCAAGAUCAUAGAUCAUGUCAAGGAGCUCCUUCAGAAGCCAGAGGUAGCGGACAUCGACGCCAUCAUCUUAGUAGGUGGAUUCGCCGAAUGUCCUAUUCUUCAUAACGAAUUAUCAACAACGUUUCAAAAUAAAAGGCUCGUAAUUCCAAACCAAGCUGGACUUGCAGUACUCAUUGGAGCUGUCAUCAAUGGCCAUGAGCUAGAAGCUGUUACCGAGAGGAUCAGCAGACUUACCUAUGGCGUUGGUGCGAGUGUACCUUUCGUACUUGGAUUACAUGAUCCGCGGUUAAUGGUUUUAGGAGAAGAUGGCAUGCCACUCUGUGCCAAUGCUUUCUGUACACACGUGAGGGUUGGGAAUGCAGUACCUGUCGGCCUCAGAGGCGAAUCACAACGCUAUAAGGUAGUUUCACGAGAUCAGAAAACGCUCCCAGUGCGGUUGUUCACAACCAAAGAUACGAAUCCAAUGUACGUUUUGGAGGAGGGCGUUGAAAGUAUCGGAGAGCUGAUUGUUGAAAUGCCCGACACGACAAGAGGAUUGGAUAGGGGAGUGGAUGUGGUAUUAACGUUUGGUGGAGCGGAGAUCGAAGUCGCAGCGUUCGACAUGCACACGCAGAAGGAAACCAAUGCCUAUUUUAACUUUCUAGGAUAACUAUACUAUAUUGAAAGACUGAUAAGUCAAUAUUUUUUGACAGAAUAUGCACAAAUUAGACAGAGAUGUUCCAACAAAUACCGAGAUGAUAUAAAUUAACUUUUUUUAUUUACGCUGAUGUGUACCAUUACUGAUAUACAAAUGUGGAAAGUAUAACAAUUCAACUUGGCAGCUAUAACACAACUUGUUUACAGAAUUUGUAUUCAUUUGCAAUCAUAUUUACUGUCAAAGUCAUGUAGAUUCGAUUCUAGGUCAUUGCUGGAAUGAAUAUUUAUCAAACCUCUGAAAUCCACGAGUCAAUCCAAACCCACUUAUUCUGGCCGAAUCGUUCUUAGAAAAUUUCACACAGUUUUCAAUCGACAAACAACGAAUCCUGGAGACAACUCGGUUAGGUAAUACACGUAGGAACCAUAAGUGAAAUAGCAUUCGAUCUAUUUCAGGAGUUGUAAUGAGGUAUUUUUGUGACAUUCAAUUUAUAUCAGACAUUGCAAUGUUAUUAAAUAUGUUUGUGACAUUCUAUCUAUUUUUUAUAUUGUAAGCAGAUAUGUUUGUGAUAUUUUUACUCUCUGUUCAAUCUAUCUAGAAUUGAAUUUAAUCGAAUGAAAUAAAAUUGAAAUUGUCCAUUCACGCCUUCUUUUUAAAUCGCAUAUGAUCAGCUGUUACGUAUCGUCCUGGCUGUGUGGAGUAUGGUGUGACAUACGUUAUCAGAAAUGAUACAAUUGUCAUUAAUGACCUCAUUCUCUUACAUAGUUCUCUGUAUCACAAAUAUUUAACUUUGCUUGAAAGAUUCAACACUGAUCAAUCCUAGAACGAUUUAAACAUUUUUGGAGAGAUGGUGUUUUCACACAAAGAAACCAGAGCAUAUAAUAGUCAGUCUAGUUAUUGUAUAAAACAAUGUUUCGGUUAUAUUGAACUAUAAAUAUUCCAAUAC